Prorocentrum cordatum is the source of this 1764-nucleotide messenger RNA. The record is from the annotation of a GenBank genome assembly. NCBI's taxonomy places the organism in Eukaryota, Dinophyceae, Prorocentrales, Prorocentraceae.
AUGGCCAAGAAGGGCUCCAGCGAGCAGCGCGCUGAGGUCCGGGCUUCGAAGAGGUCGAGGGCCAACGCGAAGGAGGCCCAGAGUUGUGUUGGCGACAAUGGGGCCUGUGCUAAGCCUGUUGCAGGGAGCGCUGAGAUGCGCCAGAACCAUCUCAACGUUCACGCCCUUGCCUUCGGGUGGAUGACGCUGGCCGAGUUCAAGGGUCAGCUCAGGGCCGACCCUGAUUUUAACAAGCAGGUCGAGGCUGCGUUGCGCGUGGCGUUGGGGCUCGAGGAGAAGAACUUUUUCGCUGGAGAUGUGACCGUCGAUUGCGUCCAUGGCGUGCGGGCGCUCAGGCGCCCCAAGGGUCUCACGGCCAAGCGGUGCACGGAGGUGUUCGGCAGAACGCCUCAGCAGUGCGGCAAGGUGAUCAGGGACCUCGACGACGGGAAGGGUGGGAAGUUCAAGGGUGUGUGCGUGGAGGACGAGUCGGAGCCCGACGUGCUCUACGAGGUCUUCACGACUACGUUCAAGCAGCGUCAGCAGCACAAGCAAAUGGCCGACGGCCAGUUGCACCCCAGUCAGGCCCAGACCAUCUUCACGAAGGUCAAGCUCGACGAGUUCAUGGAUUGCAGUCCCUACCAGAAGGCGGCUUCAAUGGGCGACGUCCGUCAGAAGGCAGCGUUGAAGGGUUCCCCAGUGGCAUCUGAGGCCAUGGCGCUCGUCCAGGCGAAGAUGAAUACCACCAGCAUUGCCGACUGCAUGCAGAGCAACACUGGUCGUUCGAUGGGCGGGGCGGACGUGCUCACGGAAAAGCUUCGCAAGAUGGGGGCCACGAUCGAACAGAAGAUCCGGGGGGGCCAUGAGGAGCAGUACGCGGCAGCUCAGCAGAUCAAGAACCUUCAGAUCGCGACGGUCGGCCGCUCGGAGUUGGACGCAUGCCUUUCGAAGCUUCGCGGUGUGGAGUUUCCCGAGAGAUUCCAGAGGGCCCUCCUCGAGCGCGCGGUCCUCGACCUCGUGGGUCAGCCUGAAUUUGACGUUGAUAAGUUCUUCUGCAUCGUGAACCCGCUGAGCCCUCAUGAGCUGACCUUCGAUCCCAUGCUGCCGACGCUCAGCGCCAUCGCCAUGAGCCAGGAGGAGAAGGCCAGAUUUUUCUCCGAUAAGCUGAUCGCUCGGUACCUCUUGAAGCUUAUCGAAGAAGAUGAGCCCAACAAGUCAGAUGCAGAGAAGUUCGUGCUGUACGCCAUCCAGUGGUUCGAUGAUAAGAUUGACGAUGCAGAUGUUUCAAUCUGCCCUGAGGCGGCCAAGCAGCGAGGCAUGAAACACUCCAUGCCCGGGCUCGACUUCGCAGCGCUGAAGGGCAACGAGUGGUACAACAAACAUUACACGCGGUUCAUGGAUGACAUCGUUGGCUUCGAGAAGUGGGGCGAUACGAUCCACCUUCGGACGCAGCAGAUCGUUCGUCAGAACAGCACGCGGCUUGACCCCCAUGCCACGUUGCAGGGGCUUGGCCAGAGGAAGGGCGAUCUCGAUGCGAGCGUGCGGCGCCCAUGCGCCGACUCCAUUGAGAAUUGGCUUUUGUCCAAGUUCAACUUUGGUGACAUGCAGGUUCGCGCCGAAGGCAUGUGCACCCCUUCGAAGCAGAAGGCCUCAAAAGAGAUCCUGCUGCAGCAGAUCGGCCCCGCGAAGACGUGCCCCCCUUCGAACGAGGUCGCGCUCGAGGAGUUCAAGGCAGCGGCCGAGGGCUUGCGGGGCACCUCCCACAACGGCGCGGUUCUCGAGCAG